GUAGAGUUAAGUACUAUUUAUUGGAAACAUUGAAACACUUUUGUAAUACUCUAUUAAAUUACAUAACUGUUUGAAAAUAGCAUUCAAUUGAAAUCAAUUGAUUCAUUGAUUUGAAUAUCGAUUUAAUUAACAAACAAUUAUUGUAUUGAUUGUCAAUAAUGUCUACCAAUAGUGUCAUUGAUAUUACAAGUAGUGAACAAUUGAAUAAAAUAUUAGUCGGAUCGGAUGUAUUGGUCAUUCAUUUUAUGUCAGAUGGCGUCCAACAAUGUCUUCAAGUCAAUGAUGUCUUGAGUGAAAUGUCUAAAAGCAAAGAUUACAAGAAUGUUAUAUUUGGCAAAGUUUUGGCUACUGAUAUGUCGGACAUAUCGGUGAAGUUUAAUGUGUCAUCAGUGCCGACGUGUCUUUGCUUUGUCAAAGGCAAAGAAGUUUCGCGAAUUAAUGGCGCAGACGUCCAAAAGCUAAGCACUCAAAUCAAACAAUUAGCCGCUGAUUCAAAUGGUGAUAAUACGACCACUUCAGACAAUAUUGAAGAUCGACUCAAAGUGUUGGUCAAUAAGUCACCGGUUAUGGUGUUUAUGAAAGGAUCUCCUGAUGCUCCGCGAUGUGGAUUUAGUAGGACUUUGAUCUCAAUUCUCAAUGAAGUUAACAUCAAAUACAAUACAUUUGACAUAUUAAUGGAUGAAGAGGUUCGCCAAUCAUUGAAAGUGUACUCUAAUUGGCCGACAUAUCCACAGAUCUACGUCAAGGGACAGCUUAUUGGAGGUCUCGAUAUAAUUAAGGAAUUGAAAGAAUUGGGAGAAUUGGAACAAACACUUAAUGGAUAAUUUGUUUGUGCAGUAAAUGUUAUUUCUUUAAUAAUUAUUUAGUUAUUACAAUACAAUAGUUUUUUUACUAUUAUUAUAAAAUUUAUUUUACA
Molecule: messenger RNA, 916 nt
Organism: Oppia nitens
Lineage: Eukaryota; Metazoa; Arthropoda; Arachnida; Sarcoptiformes; Oppiidae
Gene: Grx3
Product: glutaredoxin 3-like
Exons: 4
Coding region: 159-824 (221 amino acids)
Source: RefSeq, a predicted model, not a curated record